AAUUCCGAAAGGUUAUUAUUCCGCCAACGUAACUUCAAAAUCAUUCAAGUAUCAUAAGUCUCACAAUGAAAAUAAGUUUUUGCACCGAUCUGGAUAAGAGCGUCGUAGUGGCCAACUGUGAAAAACGCGGCUGGAUUCAAGUGGGUCCGGAAGAUGACUGGAACAUUUAUUGGGCGGGCACGCAAACUUGCCGCAGCUUAUUUAGCGUGGACAGUGGGUAUCGGAUGAACGAUAAUCAGAUCAUAAACCAUUUCCCAAAUCACUACGAAAUAUCGAGAAAAGACUUACUAGUAAAAAACAUAAAAAGAUACAGACGAGACCUGGAAAAAGAGGGCAACAUACUGGCAGAACGUGGAGACGCCAAAUAUCUCUAUUUGGACUUUAUCCCAGUAACGUUCGUGCUACCGGCCGAUUAUAACAUGUUCGUCGAAGAGUACAGGAAGGCACCGCAGAGCACAUGGAUCAUGAAACCUUGCGGUAGAUCUCAAGGUUCCGGGAUAUUUUUGAUCAACAAACUGUCCAAGUUGAAACGCUGGUCCAGGGAGUCUAAGACGCCUUUCCAGCAGCAACUGACCAAAGAAAGCUACGUCAUUUCCAAAUACAUCGACAAUCCUUUGCUGAUCGGAGGUAAAAAGUUCGAUCUACGUCUAUACGUGCUGGUCACAUCGUUUCGCCCAUUAAAAGCAUAUCAGUUCAAACUGGGCUUCUGUCGCUUUUGUACUGUGAAAUACGACUCUAGCGUAGCCGAACUUGAUAACAUGUAUGUCCAUCUGACAAAUGUUUCGGUACAAAAGCAUGGGGGCGAGUACAACUCACUUCAUGGCGGUAAGCUCAGCGUGCAAAACUUGAGACUCUACCUAGAAACCACCAGAGGAAAGCAAGUGACCGAAAGACUCUUCGACCAGAUAAGCUGGUUAAUCAUUCAUUGCCUCAAAGCGAUCGCUCCGGUAAUUUCGACCGAUCGGCACUGCUUCGAGUGCUACGGUUACGACAUUAUCGUCGAUAACAAGUUGAAACCUUGGCUAAUCGAGGUUAAUGCCUCUCCCUCAUUGACAUCCACUACAGCAAACGACAGAAUUCUGAAGCAUAAAUUGUUGGAUAAUAUAUUUAAUAUUGUUGUUCCACCGUCUGGAAUACCUGACGUCCGAUGGAACAAAAUACCAUCAUCAGAGGCCCUGGGCGAUUUUGAACUUUUAAUAGAUGAAGACCUGAUCAGUUUGAACGAAGGUGCUGAGAGCGGGUUCGGCAAAAAUGCCUCCAAAUGGAAAUAGGCUUUAGAAUUAAAGAAACCAUCGUUUUGUUGUUAAAAAUAUUAAGUUUCACACACUCGUUUAUUUGAAAAUAAUGUACAAAGUACCCAAUUAUAAGUCAAAACACUGAA
Anthonomus grandis grandis is the source of this 1381-nucleotide messenger RNA. It is a transcript of the gene TTLL1B, whose product is annotated as polyglutamylase complex subunit TTLL1. Gene Ontology annotation, biological process: microtubule cytoskeleton organization; protein polyglutamylation. The record is from RefSeq and is a predicted model, not a curated record. Gene Ontology annotation, cellular component: cilium. The transcript has 6 exons. Gene Ontology annotation, molecular function: tubulin-glutamic acid ligase activity; tubulin binding. Lineage: Eukaryota; Metazoa; Arthropoda; Insecta; Coleoptera; Curculionidae. Bases 66 to 1271 code for a protein of 401 amino acids.